GUUAUCCCCGUUGAUUACCUUGGGAGUGUUGUUGCAUGUCGGUACAAUCUCGGAUGCUGACAUUACUGGACAAUAACGCGACGUCACCAAACUCGAUUCCCUCAGCAGUGAUAAUAAACAUUCUCUCGACAGUGACGUUAUUGUUGAUACGAUACAUUUGAUAGGAAAGUUUGGAAUCGUUGGUUGUCCUCCUUGUCGAUUAGCAUGGGAAUAUUGUUGCAUUAUGGAUACGGUCAUGGAUCGUGACAAUAUUGACAGUUGUGACAAUAGCCGGUGAAGGUUUUGUCCUCAGAUUGCAGUGUAACUGACCUUGGUUUCUCUUGAUUUUCCCUUGACAAUGUACGUUACUGCUGAUGUGAUUCUCGCUGAGAAGGAUAUAGAUUGUGGUUUUAACACAAGGAAUACUUUGGGAUGCUGAAUUGCAAGAUAAUUGGCAUGAUAAUCGCCAUAUUUGCCUUUGCCACGACCGCCGGCUUUUCAUCCUACACGGAGUUCACAGUCCAGUGUACACCUGGCAAGCCGAAUGACACCAAAAGGAUAUCGUUUUCCUACCCUUUUAUGAUCAACCAAUUCUCCCUCAAGCUGCCUCUAUGUGAAGGAGGCAAUGAUACACUCAAGGAAGUUCGCCCGUACGGUACCUAUGCCGCGCCAUCACAGUUCUUUGUUUUCGUUGGCGUUAUCUGUUUCCUCUACUGCAUUGGUGCCGUCGUUCUCUAUGUGUUCUUCGAUGAGGCGUACAGGAAGAACGAGCGAAUCCCACAGGCUGACUUUGUCAUCUCCAUCGUCCUAUCCUUCUUCUGGCUCUGUGGCGCGUCAGCCUGGGCCCACGGUCUCUCCGAGCUGAAGACUUAUACCCAACCUCACGCAUUAGCCCACCAUAUUGAAGAGUGUCAGGUGACACCCAGUCCAUGUAACCUAUAUUACAAUACGGGCAAUUAUGCAGGACUUAAUGUUUCUAUAAUCUUUGGCUUCCUGAACCUAAUCGUCUGGGUGGGUAACCUGUGGUUCCUGUUCAAGGAGACGUCCUGGUUCAUCGUCCGAUCCAAGCCGCCAGGAGACAUAGAGACCAUGCCGCAACAAGUGUGAUGAGCGGGACGCCAUAAAGAUAUCAGGGGAGGAUGCGGGUCAUGCAGCACGUAGACAAGACAACGAAAAUAGAAGCUACUUUGACCGUACAGUACGCACUGAGACGUCUUUGAGGACAGCAGUUAUCAGACUUGAGAAGUCAUUGACAUGUAGCAGAUUUCUCUCAAAUGUUCAGAUCUUUAAGCCGAUGCUGUCCAUGUCAGCCAACACUUUGUAAAAGUCCAAUGAUGUUCGUCAUGACUGGAAUGAUUUUGAAUGAACGUUUUUGAGAGCUUGUGCUCAAGCUUUGAAGCAAAAUGUCCAUUUCCUGCAGUGGACUUACCCCGAGUUAUAGCUUUGCUUCUGCCAAGCUUUCUUGAGGCUCUAUAUGCAGUUACAUGUAGCUUCUUGGUGGGCUUUGCCUGUGCCUUUGACAUCAUCGAUUCAUUUCAACAUGACAAAGAAUAAUUCAGCCUUUGGCAGGAAGGUGAGGGUUGCUGAUAAAGAAGGCUGUUUUUCUUCUUUUCUAUGUGUCUAUACCAGCAACAUUCUUCAGGGUAGUGCGAUCAAGUGGGUUAUGUCUAUGUGUCGUAUGGCCAGAAUUAUACUGGGUAUGCAAAGGGGCAGUAAAACUUGGCCUAGCCCUACAAUUCUUGAGUUUAUGAAACAUGAGAUUGUCUAAGUGUGAACCUAGAUGAUAAUAAUAUCAAGACACAGACUGGUAUUCUUGGUGUGUUGUGCGAGUGAGUGAACUUAGAUGAACAAAAUACCAACAAACAAAGCACUGCUUUUAAUGAUUGAAAUCAUUACUUGGAGAUUUUAGUGGAAUUAGUUUGCAUACCCAGUAGAUUACUCUAGUUUCACCGAUGUGAGACUGUUUGUGAAUAGCCAAGCCAAGUCCUGCUAGAUAUGGUGCAAAGUUUUCUUUGAUGCUAUUCAACAUCUUCGAUUGGGAUCACAGAGUUGAGUCUGGUGGUCAUUACGCUAAGUCCUUUGAGUCAUGUGCUUCAUGAUCAAUGAAAUGAUCUUAUAUCAUUGAAACUAGAGUUCCUCCCGUGAUCCAUACCAAAUGGUAUGCAUAAUAUGCAAAGUAACUAUUGGUGCAGGUGCGCCCCCUCCGGCUUGUGGAGGAACUAUAGGUAUUGUUUAUCAACAUCAAUGAAUGUGCGAUUAUUAUGUUGGAGUCGUUAAAGUAGGGCACUGAAAGUUUAGCAUGCAGUAGAACCUCUCCACUAAGGACACCCUCGGGACUGACAAGUACAAGGUACAAGGUGUCCUGAUUAGAGAGGUCAAAUUGAAUGGAAACAACCACUUUGGGCCCAAAAUAAGUGUCCUUAAUAGAGAGGUGUCCGUUAAGAGAGGUUCCACUGUGUUAUUGUGGUUUAGUUUAAAACGUUGUCAAAAGCUGUUGAAGGAUAUGGUUGUCUUGAUUACUGAUACUGCAAACUUGGAUUUUUUUUCUUCUUGAUUUGGGUGGAAAGGUGAAUGUAGGUAGGUCUUGUAAAAGAGGCUUUCUUUUUGCCAAUUGCUUUUGUAAAUAGCCAGUUGUUAUAACUAUAUGCCUUCAGGGAAUGAGUAGUCAAAUUCACCGUGUUUUAAAGCUGUAAGGAUGUCCUUGUUUGCAGUAUUUAUAGUGUUUUCACAUCAUUCUGGCCAAAGGUACUCAGUUAAACUCAGGAAUGUGACCAGAUCACAUUUACCAAAAGAUAGUGUGUAGCACAACACUAGAUUAUCUUCGGGGUAGGCCUAACCAAUGCUCUUUCACAGUGUCAACUAAAGCCAGUCAACUAUGACACCGGCUGCCCAGGGCUUGUGAUGACACUGUAACAGUUAAGUGGCAUUACGUCUGCCAAGUACCUUUGGCCAGAUCUGUAUGAAAAACACUUUCUCACUGAUUAGAACUAGAUGUUGCAUGAUUAGCAGGAGCACUGACCAUUCGAUGUUAGAAAUGAUGCCAUGAAUCUUUUUAUGAUAUGAUAGGAAAAAAACAUGUUACAGCAAUUAUUGUACUCAAGAAUUAGCACAGCACAUAAUAGUUGUUUAUAAGGCGUGAUUGUUUGGUUUAACUGAAUGUAAGUGUAUAGGUUUUUGGCCAUAUUUGAAAUUAGUCAUUUAUUGGCCCCUUCUGGCAAUAUUGUGAUCGAAUUGGUGGAGGGCAAACGUAAUAACCUAAAAAUUCCUUCAUAUAACUCUACCCCCCCCCCCCCUCUGAUGACCAUCUUCAAGUAUUCAUCAUUUAUUAUAGAAGGUCUUUUACAAUCCGUGAAAUAUUUGUAAAAAAUGUGGUGAAGUCUGUACGAUAUCAUUUCAGUGCCAGACUGAACCACUGCUUGCGCCCCCACCUGGCACUAAUUGAUACAUCGCAUGAUGGCAAUACUGAUGUAGCCGUCGUAUCCGCUACAGCGAUACUCAUCAAUAACAACAUCGUACACGCAAAUUACAAAUUACCGUUUCCUUAUGAUCAAAUGGGUUUUCAAUUAAUGUUCAAUAAUUAGAUAUUGGCGGAGAGUGUAGUAAUGUCCGCUAUGUUAUUAGUUAAUCUUGUGGAAUGUUGCGAUAUAAUGGGAGAUUUUUGUACUGUGGAACCCCUCUAGUAAGGACACCCUCAGAACUGACUAGUGCUGUCCUAAAUAGAGAGGCAUUCUGAUAAGAGAGGUCAAAUUGAAUGGAACCACCAAUUUGGGACCAAAACUAGUGUCCUUAAUAGAGAGGUGUCUGCUAAGGGAGGUUCUGGUGUAAUUUGUACAUUGAUGAGUUGUGUAGAGGAAGGUUUGUCGGAUGGUGUUGGGUGUGGUUAAGCCUAUUCGAACCUGAAACUAACCUGUUGUCCGAGAAGUGCAUUAUUCAGUAUUCAACAGUGCUUUAUUAAUCAGACAGAAAUUCCACACUAAAUUAGUGGUCGCACCUGACCAAGGGGGUACAAGGUUAACAUUGACAGCUGCAUUAACCCCCUGAUACGGGUUAAGGUCAAGAGGGAUGUGGGGUCUGCUACUGUUCUGUAAAUGUUUCUUAUCUUUACUGCAUGUAGGGUUUUGUAUUAUAUAAUGCCAGAUCGUCUCGAUUCAGUCAUAUAUAUUUAGAACGCAUUCAUAUCAACCAGAGAAAGUAUUGUUUGUAGAUUUGUAAUAUAUCGAAUAUAUAUGUGCUAUAGUUUGGCCGCUAGAACAGAGGACAGGUGGUCCCUUGUCUGAAGGGUUCUCCUUUCACAAGCAAAGUUACAAAAUCAUUUUCUUCAAAUUUUCAUCUGUGCACUACAAGACUUCAUCUGGACUUGACUUAUCCAUGUUGUAACGUCGUCCGGAUUUUGCCGGGAAAUUCUGUUGUUCAAGAUCUGGUUACAGAUAUGAAAUCCCAAUGAUGUCAGCAGGAUCGUCGAUGAGCACUUAUCAAGUCGAUUUUUGGUGAAGUCUUGUAGUGCACGGAGAAAAAAUUUGAGGACGUUGAUUUUUUUCGAAAUUUGCUUGUGAUUAUAGAAACUUUGGACCGUAUUAAACCAAGCUGUCGAAUCUAUUUGGAUCCAGGUUGUACAUAAUUUGUGCCGAGAAACAGCAUAGAAUAUUUCAAGGAAUGUGCACAUUUUGUAUGAUAAGAUAUAUUAACCCCCCUUUGUUAUUAUGCGCUUUGUAUUCACGUAGUAGAUUCGAGUUGAAUUUGUGUAUCAAACAUCUCGAUUUUAAAAGCCGAGUUUAAAACUAGGCCCAGUAAUGAAAAGCAAUUCAGUUCCAAUUUACUUCCCCUUUAGGUAGAACACCUGUCAUUGGGUCUUCUUUUUGUGCUAAAAUAUGAUUGUCGGACAUGUGACACAAUGGUUAUAGUCGGCACCUGGCAUCGUUAUUGUUGCUCAAGGUGAAUUGGUGCUCGCGAAUCAUCUUGAUAGAUUUGACACAAUUUUUGAUGCACCUUCUUCCAACUUCAGAGGAAUGAAAAAAAAUGAAUACAAAAAUGUGUUAAAAAUUGACUGCUCCCUAAAGUAUUCAGUUAUCAUCCACACCAUCGGUUUUCAUAAGAUGUGUCCCUGGAUCAUGCACUUUUGACCAGUGUUAUUUUGGCCGGUGGUGAUACAAAUCUUGGCUUGUUUCAAUCCCUAAGCACCCUACCAGAGAAUUGCAGUGCUUGAAUUUACGCAGUGGAUUAUUGCAUUCAUGUAUAAUCUACUAGUCUGCAGUCUAUUCUGUAGGACCUGGCCGGUGCUGAAGGAGUCCCAUAACAAUGAAAACCAGAGUGACAUAUAAACACAGUCACUACCUGGUCAUUUUGUGGAGAGAUACUUGAUAUCUUAAUCAUUUUGAAAGUUGUAUCAUUGGUGCAUUUGAGUUACAAUUGUGAAACGCACAGAUAUUUUUAAAGGAGGAUUGAUAAUAUAUUAUGUUAAUUUGCACUCGAACCAAUGAUGGCACUGCACUUGAUUGUAUAUCUCAAUGUUCACCUUUACGUCAGACAUAAUGGUAUUCUAGACGGCAGCAUUUUGUUGUCCCAAACAACUGGACAUGACAGACCUUGACUUUGGCGUAUAUCGUUAAUGCUAGUGUCCCCAUAACAGAAAAGUAGCUUUGCAUCCAUGCUAGUCAUUUCACCAAAGGAGAGACAGACUUGCCUUAAUUAUGGACAGUUCUGAGGUAUGAGAAUUAGGUCAAGUAGACACUCGAAUCAUCGCCAUAAGUGAUUGCGUUAUGGUCACACAUGUAAACCACUCGUUACAUUACCAUUUGCCACUGCUCUGAAUCAUUUUGUACAUCUCUGUAUCUAGAUUGUAUCAUUACAUGACUUUUCUGUCCACCUUUCAUUGCUGUAUUGGUUUAUGAAUAAAUAUCUGCAUCUUUUGAA
Molecule: messenger RNA, 5889 nt
Organism: Lineus longissimus
Lineage: Eukaryota; Metazoa; Nemertea; Pilidiophora; Heteronemertea; Lineidae
Product: synaptophysin-like
Exons: 5
Coding region: 412-1086 (224 amino acids)
Cellular component (GO): synaptic vesicle; synaptic vesicle membrane
Source: RefSeq, a predicted model, not a curated record